UCCUGUUAUCGACCUGCCUGACAUAUCUGUACCUUUAACUGUAACUUUGCUUUUGUUUUAAGUAAAGCCUUUAUUGUCUAACUCUCUGCCUGUCAUUCUGCGUUUGGGUCCGCCCUGAUCCGUGACAGCUUUAUAUUGGCCGUAAAAUCUGUCAACUGAUGUAUCUGUCGGGCUCCUCUUUAAAUGUUGUGUUUACAAAUACCAACCAAGUCCUGCACAUUAUGUCUUUAAUGCAUGUAUUUGUUUUCCUAUCUGAGUCAGCGUGUUGGAGCCUCCAGGGGUCGGCAGCACGUCCACUGUGACUCGUGCUACAGCCGGCGCUGCAGGGCUCGGGUGGAGGUCUCAGUGUGCUGCGCUCUCACCUCCUGCCGCCUGCUCUGUGGAGCCGUCUAUCACCUGUGCAAAGAGGAGGAUCACCUGUUGCUCUGCCCCAACGUCAGGGUGCCCUGCCUCAACGCCGGCUACGGCUGCCCGCUGCAGCUGCCCCGCUCCUCGCAGGCCGCCCACCUCCACGUGUGCCCGGCCAGCGUGGUGUGCUGCUCCAUGGAAUGGCUCCGGUGGCCGGCCAACGACGCUCACUCUCAUCCGAACACGGAGCUGCACGAGAACCUGCUCAAGGAGAGAGAGCAGGGAGGGUGUCUGGACCUGGCCAUGGCCCUGAAGGACCAGGACCUCCUUUUUCACUCCUUGAAGAUGAAGAAACUGUUCCCAGAGAUGAUCCAGAGCGUGCAGGAGGAGGAGGAGGAGGAGAGGAAGAAGGAGGAGGAGAGGAGGAAGGAGAAGCAGAAGAAGAAGAUGAAGAUGAAGGAAGAGGAGGCAGCAAAGAAGGCUGCUGCUCAGACCUGGGAGACUUUUCACAUAUUUGACGUGCAGGCAGUAAAAGAAGAGGAGGAUGAAGAUGAAGAUGAGAUUGAAUAUGAGGAGGAGCUCACCCAGGAGGAGAGGGAGGCGAUUGCCAGGGACUCUGAAGUGAACGCUGAUCUGUUGGAGAACUACAACGCUUGGGAGCGAAUGUUCAGUAUGGAGAUGGGUGGCUGCAGGCAGGCCGGAGCUGCAGCAGCAGGAGGCCCGGGGACGACUAAAGGAGGAGGUCUGAACACUCUGACAGAGGAGGAGGAAGAGGAGACAGCAGACACCUGUGUGGGCGCCGCAGCAUCAAACACCUGCAGACAGGAGAGCAGCUCAUCCAUCACCUCCUCCUCCUCCUCGUGUCUCUCCGCAAAGCCGAAGAAGUUUGUGUAUGGACACGUGGAGCCGAUGAAGAUCAUCACGGUGCGCACAUUUAAAACACCAACCAGCUUCUCUGCCAAGCACGGACGCAUCCGCAACCCCGGAUUCUACAAAAGGGAGGGUCGGGCCGUGGACACCAGCGAGCUCGGGGUGGCGCUGGAGCAGAUGCCGGUGUGGGAUGAAGUUCAGGCGUCCCUGCUGUGCUCCCUGGAGAAGGAGCAGAGGGGUCACCUGAUCGCGGAGAGCGUGUGCUCAGACGGUCUGUUGAUAGACGAGGGCACGCAGACUUACAACUUCCUAUCCGCUCCUUUCUGCUCUGACGCGUCUCUUGCUGACCUGAACGCCGCCAAACCUCUGGAGCUACACCUCCAGCUGCAGGUGGAGAGCGUCACCAGCCGGCACCACAAGGCCAGCUCCGCCUUCACCCUCCUCUGUGGACACAGCUUCCAGCGCAGGGAGUACGGGAAACAUUACAAGAACGUGCACAGUGAUAUUCAGAUGGGGGUGAAUGGAUGGUUCGAGCAGCGAUGCCCACUGGCGUACCUGGGAUGCACCUUCAGCCAGAGAAGGUUUCAGCCGUCGACACAUGAAGCCGCCGUCUCCUAUAACGAGGACCUGGGCUGCUUCUGUCUGCACCCCUCCUCCACCAUCUACCUGGAAGAUGAGAGAGGAGGCGAGGACCCUCUGAGCUCACUACCCUACGAAGUGCUGUGCCACAUGGCCAGUUUCCUGGACAGUCUGUCCCUGUCCCAGCUGGCUCUGGUGUCCCAGCUGAUGAGGCAGGUGUGCUCGUCUCUGCUACAGGAGAGAGGGAUGGUCAGCCUCCGCUGGGAGAGGAGCAGCGGGGAGCACGGAGGAGCCAAGUGGACGGUGAAGCACACAGUAUGGCAGUUCAGCUCUCUGUUCUCUCCGGUGGACACCUGGUGCUUCAAGAACAUGCCGUCCAUGUCGGAGCACCUGAAGGUGUGUCCCUGCUACGAGCGAGAGUCUAGGACGGAGAAGAUUCACCUGCCGCGCAUUAAGGAAAAGACAAAGACAAGCUGCAAAGGUCCGACUCUGGGUCAAGGGAUGAGGGAUGGGGAUGGACCGGCUGCUGUGGAAAUGGGCCCAAUGGUUGAGAAGCUGAUGAGCAGAAAACUAACUACUGGACUGUUGUUUAGGAAAAACUUCCCCCAGAGGAGCAUCUGAGCUGAAGGAGGUUUUGUGUUACAGCUGAAUCAAACACAUGUCUGGGACCAAACCACACCGUGACGAGCAUCCGGACUCGGAUCCAGAGGACACAGCAUCAGAGGAGCUGACAGAGGUGGUGUGUCUGGAGUCAGACCUGC
Messenger RNA from Centropristis striata (black sea bass), 2558 nucleotides. Its product is annotated as F-box only protein 40-like. NCBI's taxonomy places the organism in Eukaryota, Metazoa, Chordata, Actinopteri, Perciformes, Serranidae. Bases 235 to 2418 code for a protein of 727 amino acids. Gene Ontology annotation, cellular component: cytoplasm. The transcript has 8 exons. The record is from RefSeq and is a predicted model, not a curated record. Gene Ontology annotation, molecular function: zinc ion binding; ubiquitin protein ligase activity; protein binding.